AUUUAAUUUACAAAAAUGAUUAUAGGGAUAGUUUUAGAAUUUAUACCAGCAGCUAGUUAUAAGCGCAAAAUGCCAUUCUCUUUAUCAUCUGUUCUGUAUCGGAAAAGACUUGUUUUAUUAGGAACAGGAUGGGGAUGUUAUAGUGUGUUAAAAAAUAUUAACAAGAAGCUUUAUGAUGUGAUUGUUGUUAGUCCACGAAAUCAUUUUCUUUUUACACCCUUGUUAAAUAGCACAACUGUUGGGACUUUAGAAUUUCGAAGCAUAAUUGAACCGAUUCGAAACACUAAGUUUCGGGAUGAUCAUCAUUUUCAAUUGGCUGAAGCAAUUCACUUAAAUCCACAUGAUAAAUUAGUUGUUUGUAAAGCAGUCUCAUCUGAUAAAGAAUAUACUUUAUCAUACGAUAAAGUUGUAAUUGGUGUUGGAGCUGUUAGUAAUACUUUUGGAAUUCCUGGUGUCCCAAAGUAUGCAUAUUUUUUGAAAGAAAUAGCAGAUGCUAGAAAAAUACGUAAUCAAAUCAUAUCUAAUUUUGAGCAAAGUUUGUUUCCAUAUGUAAAUGAAGAGGAAAGGUUAUCACUGUUGCAUUUUGUCAUUGUUGGUGGUGGUCCAACUGGUAUUGAAUUUGGAGCUGAGUUGUAUGACUUUAUAACACAUGAUGUUGCAAGACUUUUUCCAGGAGAGAAGAAUGAUGUUCAUGUAACAUUAGUUGAAGGAGAUUCAAUAUUACCUUCAUUUGACCAGCGAUUACGUAAAUUUGCUGAGAGAAAAAUUACACAAAGAGAAAAUUUCCACUUAAUCAAAGAUUUUGUUGUGGAAGUUGGUGAGAACUAUGUGAAGUUGAAAUCAGGAAAAGUUCUUUUAACUAAGCUUGUAGUGUGGUCAACCGGUCUUGGUCCCAGAAAGUUUAUAGAAAGUUUAGACCUACCUAAAGGUAAAUCAAAACAACUCAAGGUAGAUGAUCAUCUUCGUGUAGUUGGUUAUGACAGUAUAUUUGCAAUUGGUGAUUGUUCAUACAUAGAUGGAUCUCCUUUACCAAGCACGGCUCAAGUGGCUGAAAGACAAGGUCGAUAUGUUGCACAGUACUUAUCCUUAUUAGAAACAAAUUCUAAAACAGACAGUAAACCAUUUAUGUGGUCCAAUGCUGGUAUGCUUGCAUAUAUUGGUGGAUAUAAAGCUGUUGCAGAUCUUCCAACAAAAGCUGGGAAGAUAACUGGAUUUAAAAGUUGGUUAAUAUGGCGAUCGGUUUAUCUUACUCGCUUAGGGAGCUGGAGAAAUCGAAUGCAAGUUCCAUUUGACUGGGCUAGGACUUUUUUUUUUGGCAGGGAUAUAUCUAGGUUUUAAAUUACAAACUUUAUUUAAUAUUUAAUAUUUUUUGU
Messenger RNA from Hydra vulgaris (swiftwater hydra), 1373 nucleotides. Its product is annotated as probable NADH dehydrogenase. Gene Ontology annotation, molecular function: NADH dehydrogenase activity. Lineage: Eukaryota; Metazoa; Cnidaria; Hydrozoa; Anthoathecata; Hydridae. The record is from RefSeq and is a predicted model, not a curated record.